AUGGCGAGACCAUCUCGUCGAUCCCAGGUUCAGGCUGCCCAUGCCGCUCAAGGCCAGAACCAGAACCAGACUCCUCAGCAGGGUCAAGCAGCUCCUCAGGAUGGGGCCGAAGGCACUGUCCGUAUCACUCGCCACAUCUCUGGACCACAAUCGGCUUUGACCGACUACCUUGCCGCACACAACAUCUCUGCAAACCAGAUUCGCCGGGAUGCAGACCAGCGUCGUGCUGCUGCUGCUGCCCAGAACCAAGCAGACAAUGCCAACGGAGAUGACGAUGAGGAGACCGAGGCCGGCCCUUCAACAGCGUCUGCCGGGGCUGCCCAGUCCGGCCGCAAUGAGAAUGCAGCUGAGAAGGCGAAGCGUCAGAAGAAGGAGCAGAUGGCCAUUGCAAAGAUCAAGGCCUCCAAAGCGUUUAAGAAGCGCAAGCACCGGGGCAUGGAAUCAGAGGAUGAGGACGACAUAGCACGCGCCCUCUUCGAGCAGAUGGCCCAACCCUUGCCAGGCCAGAUGGAUAACUGCGCUAUUUGCAAGAAGCGCUUCACCGUCACCGCCUACUCUCUGAGUGGCCCUGAGGGUGGUCUACUCUGCGCGCAGUGCAGCAAGGACGAGGCUGCCAAGAAAGGCAAGGGCAAGCAGAAGCCCAAGAAACCCGUAGGUGGCCAGGGUAAGCGUCGCAAGAUGCAGAGCAACAUCCUCGACGGCACAUACCAGACUGGCGCCAAGAACUUGACCACUCUCUGCAUCGAGACUCUGGCCAAGAAUGUCGAUCUCGCCGACAGCUUGGGCGAUUUGCCGGAGCAGGUGGUGGACAAGAUUGCGCGACUCUUCUCCAAGCGUCGACUGCUCAGCCCCGUGACGCUGCCUCUGUUUGUGCAGCCGUCGACCACGGUCCUUCACAUUUACGACGGCGCCAAGCUGGGCUCCAACGAAUUCGAGAGCAUCUUCCAGACGGCACCCAACCUCAAGAGAUUCAAGGCUCGCAACUCGAUUCAGUUCAAGGACGAGGUCAUGGACUAUCUUCUGAGUCGCGAUAUCAAGCUUACGCAUUUUAUUCUUCACGGCGCCAACCUCCUCAGCGAUGAGAGCUGGACCAAGUUCGUCCAGCAGAAGGGUGCCCAUCUGGAAGCCAUUCAGGUCUACUACACGGACAAGCACGUUGGCGACGAGCUGCUCGCUCUUCUCCCCGAGACUUGUCCCAACCUGAAUCGCCUCAAGGUCUACCACAACCAAAAGGUCACCAAUGUCGGCGUCAAGUCAAUCGCCGACAUCAAGUCUCUGAAGCACCUCGGCCUUCAUCUGCAGCACGAUAUCACCUCCAAGAGCCUGGCCCACAUGAUCCACGGUGUAGGCAAGGAUCUGGAGACGCUUUCCUUGAAAAAGAUGCCCACGGCCAACGACGAGGUGUUGACUGCGAUCAGAGAAAGCUGCCGUUCCCUCAAAAAGUUUCGCAUCACCGACAGCGAGCACAUGACGGACGAGGGAUUUGCGGACCUCUUUAACAACUGGGAAAACCCCGGUAUCGAGAUCAUUGACCUCCAAAAGUGCCGCUACCGCGACUCGACCAAGCCCCGCGAGAACGAAGACGGCAUUGGUCUCUGCUCCGACGGAUUCCGUGCCCUAAUGAAGCAUUCCGGCAAGAAGCUGAAGAACCUCAACAUUCACGCUUGUCGUCACAUCAAGCGAGAGGCGUUCGAGGACGCCUUCUCUGAGGAGGACCAGUACCGCAACCUCGUCAAGCUCGAGAUCAGCUUCAUCGAGGAGGUGGAUGAUUUCGUUCUCGGACGCAUCUUCCGAAGCUGCCCCAACAUUCGCGAGAUCAAUGUCUUUGGAUGCAUGAAGGUCAAGGAUGUCCGGGUCCCCAGAGGCAAGGUCGUGGUUGGCGUUCCGAACGCCAUGGGAAUGGUCGUUGAAGGUCGCGAUGAUUAA
Colletotrichum fioriniae is the source of this 1926-nucleotide messenger RNA. It is a transcript of the gene RAD7, whose product is annotated as UV-damaged DNA-binding protein rad7. The record is from RefSeq and is a predicted model, not a curated record. NCBI's taxonomy places the organism in Eukaryota, Fungi, Ascomycota, Sordariomycetes, Glomerellales, Glomerellaceae. Gene Ontology annotation, biological process: SCF-dependent proteasomal ubiquitin-dependent protein catabolic process. Gene Ontology annotation, cellular component: SCF ubiquitin ligase complex.